Molecule: messenger RNA, 1668 nt
Organism: Drosophila kikkawai
Lineage: Eukaryota; Metazoa; Arthropoda; Insecta; Diptera; Drosophilidae
Gene: rtet
Product: major facilitator superfamily domain-containing protein rtet
Biological process (GO): transmembrane transport
Cellular component (GO): brush border membrane
Molecular function (GO): transmembrane transporter activity
Source: RefSeq, a predicted model, not a curated record
AUUCUCGUUCAAACUUUCACUUCGGGUGGCGGUUUUUGAGCAUUCCGCUUCUGGUUGGGGCCAAAAACUUGUCGGGGGAGUUACGGUUCCGCAGAAACAGUUAUGUUGCAGUAAUACUCGUACACGCACGCAAUCACGGCCGGAAAAUAACUACAUAUAUAUAGCCAUGGCUACCAUACGGAGUCGCCACAAUGGAGCUUCUACAACAACGGCGACAGAGGAAGAGCUCCAGACCAGCAGCAGCAACAACAACAAUAGCAAGCUGGGAAAGGGAAAGGGCAACCAGGAGAAGAGCGACCCCAUGAUAUACAUCAUCUUUAUAUCUCUGCUUUUUGAUCUGCUGGCAUUCACCAUUAUUCUACCACUGCUGCCGUCGCUUUUGGAAUAUUAUCGCCAGAAUGAUACAUCCGGCUUGUACGCCGUGCUCACGGAGCGCGUUCGAUGGUUUCAGCAGCUCCUCGGAGCGCCUGAGCGGUAUAUAUCGGUGCUAUUCGGUGGCUUCCUCGGUUCCAUGUUCAGUUUCCUGCAAUUUGUGGCGAGCCCGAUUGUGGGCGGGCUCUCGGAUUACUACGGCAGGAAACCGGUGCUGUUGGUUUGUGCGUCUGGCAUCGCCUUGUCCUAUCUGAUCUGGGCCUGCUCCAGUAAUUUCGCCUUGUUCGUUCUGGCCCGCUUUGUGGGCGGCAUCAGCAAGGGUAACAUCUCGCUGUGCAUGUCCGUCAUCACGGAUGUGUCCAGCGUGAAAACCCGUGGUCGGGGCAUGGCCCUGGUGGGCGUGGCCUUCUCGCUGGGCUUCAUUGUGGGACCCAUGAUUGGAGCCCUAUUCGCAAUAUUCUCCGAUAAGAGUGGAGGAUCUUGGUUUGUGCUCCCCUCGCUCCUUGCCUUUGGUCUGGCUGCAGGCGAUCUCCUGGUGCUAGCCUGCUGUCUCCGAGAGACUUUGCCCAAGGAGAAACGUGUUAAGGAGAUUUCAUCUGCCCUGUCAUAUGGCCUGCAAUUGCUCAACUUCUCGGCCAUAUUUAGAUUCGCUGCUAUCAAAAAUGUCCCAAAAAAAGACAUUGAGGCCUUGCGAUCAAUUGGACUGAUAUACUUCCUUUACCUCUUUCUGUACUCCGGCUUGGAGUUCACCGUCACCUUUCUGAUGUACCACAAAUUUGGGUACACCUCCAUGGACCAGGCCAAGAUGUUUUUGACAACCGGUGUUAUCAUGACAUUGCUGCAGGGAUCGGUGGUUCGUCGCCUCCCCGAGGCAAAGAUCAAAGGCUAUGCCAUUUUUAGUCUGUACCUGAUUGUCCCGGCCUUCGUAUUAGUUGGCCUGGCCGAAAGCAGUCGAUUGCUCUACGCCGGCAUGAUCCUCUUUGCCAUCUCAACGGCCUUCGCUGUUACCUGCCUCACCACCCUGGUGUCCAAGUAUGGCAAUGAUGACCAGAAGGGUUCAGUAUUAGGCAUUUUUCGCUCCCUAGGAGCUCUUGCUCGGGCGUUGGGUCCCGUGGUGGGCAGUAUUGCUUUCUGGUGCGUAGGCUCAAAGAUCACCUAUAUAGCCGGUGGACUUCUGCUCAUUUAUCCAGCCUUGGCCUUGCAGCGUGUUCGCAUUUAGAUGCAAUAAGCACAAAGUGAAUUAACCAUUUUAGAGAACAACGCAAGUAUUAGUUGCACAUUAUACUUAAUUUAUUG